UUCUCUCCUUUCCCUUAUCGUCUGUCAUUGUUCAAAAAGUUGAAUGCAAUUACUCUCUGUCCCUUCUGUGCCACUCAUCUCUCUCUUCUUUAAAGGUCCAAAUUUCCAAGCAAAACCCAUCUAAAAAAUUGGAGACAUGCAUCAGACAAGCAGAAAACAACGGAAAGAACAAAACAAAGAUCUCUCUUAAUUCUCUCUAGUCUCCAAUGUUGCUUUGAGGUAUUUUAGUUCAGCCCACUCACUGCCUACACUAGUUGCUUGAGAUAGAUAAUACAUCAUCCUUGUGGAUUGCUCUACCUAAUAAUUCUUUGCCCCUUUUUCCUGGUUCCAGCUAGAGGGAACAGUGAGGGGUGAAUGAUGCUUGCAAAGCAAAGCUCAAGUCAGGUUCCCUCUGCUACACUUUUCUGUAGAAUUGUGUUCUUUGUGAUGGUCUGGGAAGAUAAGUUGGGAAGGAGCUUAGUUGGUUUGGAAUGAUUGGAAUGAUAAGGAGAGGAGAGAGAGAGGGAACACAUAGUAGGAGCGAGAGUGAAAGGUCUAAUGGAGUGGAACUUACAGCCAUCCACUUGGGAUUUAACUGAAUUGAAUCAAGAAAAGGAUCCCUAUAUGCCCACCACGGUUGGUUCUGGUACCUUAUUAGGGCAGAAGACUAAAGAAAAUUUUUCAGUUGAUUUGAAGCUUGGAAGAUUGGGGGAUUUGGGAGACGGGUCCACAGAUAAAUUCAAGGACUCUAAGUCCUUGAGGGUUUCAUCACCUUCAGGGUCAUCAAGGAGGGCUAGAGCUCUAAAUGGAACUCAGAAUGUGUCAUGCUUAGUUGAUGGGUGCACUUCAGACCUACGUAAUUGCAGGGAGUAUCAUCGACGCCAUAGGGUAUGUGAGCGUCAUUCUAAAACCCCAGUUGUCAUCAUUGGCGGUCAAGAAAAACGUUUCUGCCAGCAAUGCAGCAGAUUCCAUUCCUUGGGGGAGUUUGAUGAGGUAAAGAGAAGCUGCAGGAAACGCCUUGAUGGACACAACCGGCGCCGAAGAAAAACUCAGCCAGAAUCCUUUUACUUGGGAUCUGGAAACUUUCUCUCCAAUCACCAAGGUACAGGAUUCUUGCAAUUUGGAAGUUCGCAGAUGCUUACAACCUCUACUGCCAGCAGUCCCACAUGGCCCCGGAUUGCUAGAAGUGAGGAAGAAGCAAUGUUUUACAAUCAUUGCCAACAGUUGCAUGUCGGCCCAAUUCCUUUUCCAAAUUCAAUGUACAACAGAGGAGGAGAUAAAAAAUUCCCCUUCUUGCAGCACGUAGCCCCUGAAGUUCCCAACUUCCAUCCAGUUCGUGUCCAAUCAAAAAAUGGUAGGGCCUGCCAUGAAUUAACUCGACCAGCUUCCUCAGACUGUGCUUUCUCUCUUCUGUCAUUGCCAGCAACACAAUUCUCAGGGAUCAGUUUAGCUCAGUUGCUGCAUACCAAUGCUACCCCUCCAGUUCAGACUAUCAGCUCAGGCCCACAUUGGUUCAAUAAUUUAGCUCAGCACUCAUGCUCACAGGUUAUAGAGAGCGUGCCAAUCAGUCCAGUUUUGGUUCCUGUUGACACCACCAAGGCGAACAACCAUUGCAACACAAUGUUUCAUAUGGGAUCAAGUGGGUUGUCAGAAAAUGAGCCCUCAUGAAGGCAACCAUUUUCUUGGCUCCUCAGGUUAAGUUGUGGAAUCUUCCCAUGUUCCUGAAGCUGUUGAAAGAACUUUCUUGGGACGGGUCUAACCAUAGAGAGCUCCUGCUGUCCUCCCUUGUUGAAUGCUGACGAGUAUUCUUAACAUCUUGAUUGAUUUCCUUUUAUCCUUUGUUGGAAUAAACAUUGAUUGUUAAGAUGUUUUCACCAUGUUUCCAUUCAAAAGAGAAAGAGAGGAUCAUAUGAUUGAUGGGAGGCAACGGCAUCCUUUAAGGUUGAUGAAACUCAACUGCAAUCCAUUCAACACAUUGCUGUUGAGUAGUCUUUUAAUCAUAGCAUUUGCCUGGUUUCCUGCUUGAAUCUGAA
This is a messenger RNA of Vitis riparia (riverbank grape), 2012 nucleotides long. Its product is annotated as squamosa promoter-binding-like protein 13A. The record is from RefSeq and is a predicted model, not a curated record. The transcript is spliced from 5 exons. Bases 538 to 1647 code for a protein of 369 amino acids. NCBI's taxonomy places the organism in Eukaryota, Viridiplantae, Streptophyta, Magnoliopsida, Vitales, Vitaceae. Gene Ontology annotation, cellular component: nucleus. Gene Ontology annotation, molecular function: DNA binding.